Messenger RNA from Egretta garzetta (little egret), 1951 nucleotides. RefSeq names its product purinergic receptor P2Y13 (gene P2RY13). NCBI's taxonomy places the organism in Eukaryota, Metazoa, Chordata, Aves, Pelecaniformes, Ardeidae. Gene Ontology annotation, molecular function: G protein-coupled purinergic nucleotide receptor activity. The transcript is spliced from 2 exons. Bases 729 to 1928 code for a protein of 399 amino acids. The record is from RefSeq and is a predicted model, not a curated record. Gene Ontology annotation, cellular component: membrane. Gene Ontology annotation, biological process: negative regulation of adenylate cyclase activity; G protein-coupled receptor signaling pathway.
AGCCAGAACCCACAUCAGUUGACAGGAAAAUACAACACAAAUCACAUGACUGAGUUAAACUUAUACAAAAAGUUCUGUUGACAGAGAAAUGCACUAGAUUCUGACAUUAUACCCAAUACAUAUAUAAUACAUACAAAGCAUACCAUGCAGCAGCAGCAGCUUCUGCCAGAACCAGAAAGCGGCUGUAACCAGCACACUGUAUCACCUGGCUAUGCUGAUGCCAAAAUAAACCAGAAAUCCCAUUCUGGAGAUCAAAAGUCAAGCUCAGGUUUGUGUGUUGAUAUUAACAGGCUAGAGAAGGAAGGUACAGUUUCUGAAUAUGUCUGUGCACAUCAUUUUGUAGCCAAGUAACCCACUGUAAGGGUGGCCCUGAGCAGACUUUCUUCUGGUCACGCAUUUGACGACCAGGGGAAUUUGACUAGCAGGGGAAUUCACACACAUAAACAAGAACUCAGAGCUACAUUUGAGGAUUAUCCUGAAAAAACUGUCAGCAAACACACUGUGUUUGUUCAUCCCACGUCUCUAAAGGAGCCAAACUGUAAUGGCACAGCGUAGGUGCCAUCAGGUCUGCCCCACACAAACAAAAAGCCAGAAAAUGUUGUGUGUCUUGAUGGAUAUGGUCUUUUUUUAUUAGCAUAGGCAAAGGUAGCGUACUUUCUGACAGAGAGCAAAAGGAAGAAAGAAAAGCAACAGCAAACACAAUUAACUAACUCUGGCAAUACACAAAAAUGAGGAAGGAAACAACACACUACACCAACAGAAAAAGUCUCAUCUUUCUACACAUUUCCCUAUUCUUAAUACUUUGCUCGAGGCUUCUGUCAGCAGAGGAACAGCGGAUGAACCAGACAGCCAAAGACCCCUCUCUGAAACAGUUGCUGCCGGGUUUGCUCAGUCUAUUUCAAACAAUGGAAGAUUUUGCAAAUGAGAGUGUUGUCAGUAACUCCAGUGGAGCACCCUCCUCCGCACCAUGCCACCGAGACACCACAGUCACCCACCUGGUCUUCCCAGUACUCUAUACAUUCGUCUUCCUCCUGGGACUCAUACUGAACAGCCUGGCUUUUUGGGCUUUCUUCCAUAUUCCAAGCACAUCAACUUUCAUUGUCUACCUGAAAAAUAUCUUAGUUUCUGAUUUUAUAAUGACCCUGAUGCUUCCACUGAAAAUCUUGACGGACUCUGGCCUGGGACCAUGGCAGCUCAAAGCCUUUGUCUGUCGCUUCUCAGCUGUAGUAUUUUACGACACCAUGUAUAUUAGCAUAGUGUUACUUGGUCUCAUUGCUUUUGACAGAUUUCUCAAGAUUGUGAGACCUUUUGGGAAGUUCUGGGUGCAAAACCUGACCUCAGCGAAGAUCCUUGCAGGUUUGGUCUGGCUCUUCUUCUUUGGUCUCUCUCUGCCUAACAUGAUCUUAUCAAACAAGAAAGUGACGCCCCAAUCCGUGAAGAAGUGUGCCUCACUGAAGAAUUACUUUGGACUCAAAUGGCACGAAGCUGUCAAUUAUAUCUGUCAGUUCGUCUUCUGGACUGUUCUCAUCCUCAUGUUUGUAUUUUAUAUAAUUAUUGCCAAAAAGGUCUAUGAGUCUUAUAUAAAAACACAGAAGAAAAACAACAAAAGCGAACAAAGGAUCAAGGGGAAAGUAUUCAUCAUUUUUACUGUGUUUUUCUUAUGCUUUGCCCCCUUUCAUUUUAGCAGGGUUCCCUAUACUCUGAGUCAAACAACCACCCGAAUGGACUGCCGUCUGCAGAACCAGCUCUUUGUUGCAAAAGAAAGCACUCUGUGGCUGGCGACCACAAACGUCUGCAUGGACCCCCUGAUAUACAUGUUCUUGUGCAAACCAUUUGUAGAAAAGGUUUUAUGCAGGAGAGUAAAGACAUUUCAGAAAACAAUUCAUACAAACCCAAAAACUGAACUGGACACUGCUACUGAACCUUGAUUCUACAGCUUCAUGCUCUACAG